Molecule: messenger RNA, 609 nt
Organism: Exophiala spinifera
Lineage: Eukaryota; Fungi; Ascomycota; Eurotiomycetes; Chaetothyriales; Herpotrichiellaceae
Exons: 1
Coding region: 1-609 (202 amino acids)
Source: RefSeq, a predicted model, not a curated record
AUGGCGGGUGCAAAUCUGCUUUUGCGUGUAUUUGACCCAAAAGACCUCCAUGAUCAGCCUCUCCUGCUAUCUCGACUAAUGGUCAUGCUCAACGAUGCUUACAGCGAGAUUGACGCCCCAGACUCGUUUCCUCGGGUUUCAACCCCCGACGCUCUGUGGGAAGAAUUUGGACCGGAUGGUAUUUGUGCAAUAAUUCAGGAUUCGGCGAAUGAUGACAUUCCUGUCGCCAUAGCCGGAGCGAAACGGUGGCACAAACAGGCUCUUGGAGAUGGAAUAGACGAGCCCCGUAAUGAAUGGGAGGUCAGUGCGGUUGCGUCCCAGAAUGAUCUUCGAUACCGAAGGCGUGGUUUGGUCGAUAGAUGCCUGAAUGUUCUGAGGGAGAGACUGUUGCAAAAAUUUCCCAGGCAAUGUGUUUGCUUAUGGGUCAGGGCUGAGUCAGGCAUUCGAGUUGACUACUGGAGGAAGAAAGGCUUCGUAGUGGUUGGUGAGCCGUGGACUAUACCUGUGGGUGAAUGGCAUCGUGAUCUCAGUUUUACUGGCGUUACUAUGAGGAAGACGAUCUCGAGGAGCACAAGUGAUGCCGCACCUCUCGAGUCCAGCUUUGGCUAA